Molecule: messenger RNA, 2172 nt
Organism: Lentinula edodes (shiitake mushroom)
Lineage: Eukaryota; Fungi; Basidiomycota; Agaricomycetes; Agaricales; Omphalotaceae
Exons: 2
Coding region: 1-2172 (723 amino acids)
Cellular component (GO): cytoplasm
Molecular function (GO): protein kinase binding
Source: RefSeq, a predicted model, not a curated record
AUGCAGAAUGAGCAUGGGGACGACUACAUACGACGAAUAGCAGCUUUUAUACGGGGCAAUGAGCGAAACCUUGCCGAAUUGGGCUUCGUCCGCCGUCGAAACCCUCGGCGACCAGCAGAGACUAAUGGCCCAGCAUUCUACAACCCCUUGACAUGGUUUGGCAGCGAAUCGACUGGACCUCCACCAAAAUCAGUUGUCAUGUCCAUCGAUACUCACCAUCUCUUCUAUCUUCUUAUGCGCCUCGAAGCUCUCAAUUUGCCUGUGGGCACUUUAGACGUCAGAGUUGAUUCUCCUUCACGGCCGCUGAGUUACAUCAACUUAUUUCCUGACUCGGACAAGACGGAGACGCUUUCCCUCUCUUCUUUUCGUUCCACCUUCUCUGCUGUCUCUGCUCUCUCACUCGGUGUCGGUUGGUGGGGCCGUCCGGAACCACCCAACGUUGAUACAGAGCUCAAGUACAUCUAUAGUAGCUUUACCAAGCUUCCAGCUCUCUCUGUCACUGCUCCUACUUGCCAUUUGAUCUCAGAACUUGCCAAUGAACCGCCGAACGAGAAUGCCAUCCCUAUGGACUCAUUCAAGAACUUGCAAAGUUUGGAAUGCACAGACAUCGACCCUCGAUCGCUUUUGGGCUGGGACUACCUUGCUGAAAGCUUAAUCAGCCUAAGGAUUAAGAAGAGCGGUCUCGAGGAUGUUUCAGACAUAUUUAUCGGAGCAGUGCUCGAUGAUCAGGCAAGGAGAGCUGGGAGCGCGAGCAGAAAGCGAAUGAGAAGGAUUCCUUAUGGUCCGGAGCGGCACACAUCUUUCUACUCUGCUCAACUUCCUGACACCGUACAAGAGGUUGCUGAUGAAGAGACAUCUUCACCAACGAAUUCUAUUCCUCCUACAACGCCUCCCGAGCUCUCAUCCCGCAAAUGGGCCUCACUGCGCUUUCUCUCACUCUCUGGAAACGACCUCACCUUCUUCCCAACCGAACUCACACUAUACCUCACAUCUAUUACUCACCUCGAUCUUUCUUCUAAUCUGCUGAACUCCGUCCCGGAAGGCCUAAGUGCCCUCUAUAACCUCGUUUCGCUCAACCUAUGUGAUAAUAUGAUCGAGUCAGUACUAGGUAUCUACACGCAACUCGGUUCAGUCACAUCUAUCAACCUAUCCCGUAACCGGCUGGAGUCUAUAUGCGGUUUGGAACGUCUACACGGACUCGAACGUGUUGACCUCCGACACAACGCCAUCGAGGAAAGCUCCGAAAUUGGUCGUCUUGCCCCUCUUCCCAACAUUUCCAAUGUUUGGAUCGAAGGGAAUCCGUUCACCGAGUAUGAGGAAAGUUAUCGUGUGACGUGCUUCGAUUUCUUUUGGAAGGAGGGUAAAACCAUAUUGCUCGACGGAAGUCCGCCUGGGUUUUAUGAAAAGAAAAACCUUACCGCUCCUCCGCCGGAACAGGCACACACUUCUCGUCCAGUAUCAGCCGCCCACUCUCCGCCUACGAUUGCGAUUGGCCAUACCCAUCCUCACUCACACCCACAUUCACAAGCAAACUCACCACCUGUAGAAGUUGCUGAUGGUAGCAAUCAUUCACCAACAGCCGCGCCACCUCCAGCUUUGUCGAGUACAUCCCCACAACUAGGGCCUGUAGGUGCGGUUGGUGUCAGCGGUAAAUCACGGAAGAAGAAGGUCAAACGAAUUGUGGAUCUAGACGGAGAUCACGUUAGUGAGGAUAGUGCCUCCAUCAAAGGCUCAAACCAUAAACGAACCACGUCGAACGGGUCUUACGCAUUCAAACACAAGCCUCAGAAGGUCAAUGCACCUCAACCUGUGGACCAUCCCUCUUUUGGCGAUUCUGCUGAGUCCAGUCCGACCUUGGGGCCCACCGAUAGUAACAAAUCUUCAAUACCCCCGUCAUCUCCAGCGGUACCCUCGUUCCGACGUUCACGCAACUCUCAGACAUUUUCUUCUGCAAAAUCUUCCGCGCGGAGGCAACGAGUUUCGGCGUCGGUAUAUGAGCCUCCUAUUAGUAUGGAUAACGACAGUGAUUCGUUUGCAGGAGGACAGACGAACACGAUCGUUGACGAGGCUGAGGCGUUCAGGAGAAGAAUCGAGGCUUUGAAACAGGACAUGGGUGAUGGGUGGUUGAAGAUAUUUAGUCAGACACAGAUGAAAACGCCGUCACCUUCAUAG